Cladocopium goreaui is the source of this 492-nucleotide messenger RNA. Lineage: Eukaryota; Dinophyceae; Suessiales; Symbiodiniaceae. The record is from the annotation of a GenBank genome assembly.
GACUUCAUAGGAGACCUUCGAUGCGAUGCCGACGCGGUGAAAACGCAUUGGAGUGCUUCUCAGGAGGGCUCACGAGCACAACACCUGUCUAUGUCCUCGCAGUAUUCCUCGACGUCUGGACCUACUGCGGAACUGAGUGGAGGUUUGCGCUACUUUAGCGGUGCGAAUGAAGAUGGAAAAGACUACAAACGAUGGCCAACGGAAGCUUUUGUCUUCACCUUGUUGACUAGCAAGGCACUGGAGGCGGUGGAACAUCUAGAUCUUUCAGUGUAUCAGUGUGCUGAUGGAGAGCGAGCAAUCUUCAAGAUUCUGGACAAACGCUUUCCUGAAAAGGAUUCCAGCGAUGAGUUAGCAGAGGUGUUGAACGACAUUUUCAGCAUGAGAGUGAAAGAUUGUGAAAGCUUGGGACAGUGUGCGGAGGCCUGGGUGACGCAGGCGGACGCGUUGAAUGCACUCGUGGCAGAGAAUGUGCCGCGGUGUCGUGUGAAGUAA